Messenger RNA from Penicillium alfredii, 1872 nucleotides. RefSeq lists its product as uncharacterized. The transcript is spliced from 4 exons. The record is from RefSeq and is a predicted model, not a curated record. Lineage: Eukaryota; Fungi; Ascomycota; Eurotiomycetes; Eurotiales; Aspergillaceae. Gene Ontology annotation, molecular function: metal ion binding. The coding region runs from base 1 to 1872 and encodes 623 amino acids.
AUGUCCCGGAGGACGCUGGGAGGAGGUCGUGUUUUGGGCACUCCGAGCGCUCUCGCGUCCGCUCCGUCCCCGCAACCCAAGCCAAGGGUGCUUUCGCCGACUACCAGCAGCGUAUCGCUCAGCUCACAGGCAUCUGCAUCUCAGUUCUCUGCAGAAACACAGGAUCUCACCUCGCGCAUCUCCCUGGAGAAUGGCGAUACCUCGAUUUCGGCGCCGCCGGCCGCGCCCGGAGCUCAGCUCUCCUGUCCGAUCUGCAGCGAGGAGAUGGUACGCUCACACCUCGACGACCUCCAUCAGAACCUCGAAGACGAUCGGCAAGAUGAAGUCAAGGACUGGUUCAAGGUGCAAAUGGAAAAGGCGAGACGGUUCCAGCCUCUGGCAGUCUUGAACCAGAAACUGAAAGGCUUGGACGUGUUCGAAUCGAAUGAAAAUCAAACUCCGUCGACUCUUCCCAGUCGCCCCCUCGCAGCCCAUGUCGGGGCGCCGGAACCGCCGAAGCUAUUAGAACCCGAAGACCUCAUCACAAAGGAACACUGGCAGCCCGCUUGUCUUUACGAUGUCUGUCUGGAGCCGUCGUGCGGACAGCGGCUCAAUGCUACCAACGGGUGUGUGAACUGUCGGAAGUGCGGGAAGCUCUUUUGCGAGGAGCACACCAUGUACCAGAUGAAGCUAUCGCGGUCGGCGCAGCACGAGCCCGUGCGAGGCAUAUGGGCCCGAGUUUGUGAAACCUGCUAUAAGUCUAGAGAGGGCUACAAUGACCAUAAUGCUAUUUUACCGCCGGACCAAAUUCAGCCUGGUGCAACCAAGCUGUGGCCCAUCACAUGGCAGAACGAUCAGCGGAAAGCUCUAGAGCAGACCAUUGUCAGUUGGGAGGAUGACGCUAGUGUUUCGCGGUGUCCAUUCUGCCAGCAAGACUUCUCGGGCUAUUCAUUUCGGAGACACCAUUGUAGGACUUGCGGGCGGGUUGUCUGCGGUGAUUCCAGCACGGGAUGCUCCAGCGAGGUUGGGCUAAGUGUCGCACCUGUCUCGAAAGCUUCGACGGAGAAGUCCAGUACGGACGAGUUCAUUAAUGUGGAUGUGAGACUCUGCAAAGACUGCAAGGCCACCCUGUUCGAUCGACGAGACUUCAAAGCCGACAUCACACGCAAGCCCCCGGAGGUCAGGGGGUACGAGAAUUUGGUUCAGUUCGAGAGGGGGAUCCGUCUACACCUACCGAAGUUUCAGAAACUUUUGGCCGCUUUGCAGUAUCGACCACCAUCCUCGGCGCAAAUCGCAGAUGCAUCCAAGGUGCGCAAGCGGCUUAUGGACUCGUUUGCCCAAUAUGACGUUGCAGCGCGGCGCAUCCGUGACAUGCCCACCAAGUCUCCCACCCAAUUGCGAUUACAGAAAGCUAUAUAUCAGCAAGCCAGCAACUUCCUCCAUCUCCAUAUGCUUCCAUUGAAAUCCCUUCCCAAGGUUCUCAAGCACGCCACCCCCUCGGUGGACCGAGUGUCCAGCCGAACCAACUCCCCAAACACUCCGGUGAACGGGUCCUCGGCCCGGCCGUCAGAAUCCGCGCUCGCAUCGAUCAAGUAUAAUAGUGUUACCGCCAGCGGGAGCAACAGCAGUCUUGCCAGUGACACGAGCAGCGCAGUUUCAGCCUUGGAAGCUGAAGAGAAGUCUCUCCGCGACCGGCUGAUCGUGCUGGAAGAGCAGAAAUUCUUCGUGUCUGAGAUGAUUGCCGAUGCCAACCGGCGACGCAAGUUCGACGAAGUGAGCAGUCUCGCCAUGAACGUUGAAGAUCUCAGUCGCGAGAUCGACCGCGUCAAUGGGAUGCUCUCCACCCUGGAUUUCGAGGGUGUCUAUACUGGGAGUCUGCAGUCGAGUGCAUGA